AUGGAAUACGAGGAGGGUUUUGAUGUUCCACCAGAGCGUGAUUCAUACAUGCAUGCCCAGGAUGUAGAGGAGGCUAUUGAGUCUCACAUCAAGGCUGGAAGAUCCGGACCGCAUGAAUGGUUCUCACUUGUAAACUUCAGAAAGAAAGAUCAAGAACGUUGGAACCCAAACCAAAGAGAAGACGACCCUCGUGUCUACGAGGGAUUAGAAGAUCCAAAACCGUGGCGUGUGGUCAAUCAUUACCGAUACAUCAGUCGUCCUCUUAAGCCGCAUUCAAUUAUGUCGUGUCUCGCUCAAAUUUGGCCUGAUGGAAAUCAGAGCCUCACUACCCACGAGUUGAGAGCCAUCGUUAACAUGAUGCUUCUUCGAGUGAAUCACAAACCGUUUCGCAGAUGCCAUAUCCAUCCAAUUUUGGUUCUCUCUUAUAUGGGUGGUCAUCACGGCAGAAUCAUUCAGGCUUCGUAUGAUGGAAAGGGACUGAUUCUAUAA
This is a messenger RNA of Penicillium roqueforti, 489 nucleotides long. RefSeq lists its product as uncharacterized. The record is from RefSeq and is a predicted model, not a curated record. NCBI's taxonomy places the organism in Eukaryota, Fungi, Ascomycota, Eurotiomycetes, Eurotiales, Aspergillaceae. The transcript is spliced from 3 exons. Bases 1 to 489 code for a protein of 162 amino acids.